Messenger RNA from Selaginella moellendorffii, 929 nucleotides. Its product is annotated as putative transferase At4g12130, mitochondrial. Gene Ontology annotation, cellular component: mitochondrial matrix. The transcript has 5 exons. The coding region runs from base 30 to 851 and encodes 273 amino acids. Lineage: Eukaryota; Viridiplantae; Streptophyta; Lycopodiopsida; Selaginellales; Selaginellaceae. The record is from RefSeq and is a predicted model, not a curated record.
GCGCGUCUUCUCCAGGCUCCUCGCCCAGAAUGCCCCAGCAGCUGAAUCCAGGGGGGCGCCAUGCCGGGUGCUCACCGAUCGCGGGCCGUUUGCCUCGCGUCUCAAGAGCCGCGCCGUGCCGACACGUUCAACUGUGGGAUUCUCUGCCUGGGCGCUCCAAAGCCAACAUUGAAGACCUUUCGAAGGAUCUCAACGGGAUCUCAACGCUUUGCGGUGCUCUGGCAGAUCCUUUCACUUCUGAGACUGGCGCUGGCAACAUCGGCUGGGCUGGAGGCCGGGACUUGAGUGGGACAACCGCUGCGGAAGGAAGUGGAAAAGGCUGGCGAUGGUUUAAAGAUCUCUGGCUCGUCGCGCUUGGAUUCCGUUCUGGCAUAACAUCGCCUUUGAUCGAAGCUGGUCAAGAAGUUGACAAGGAGUAUUACCUUCUCUGGCGACUGAGUUGUAAACUAGGAGAAGCCAUUCCACUCGAGUACAACAUGGCCGCUCUCAACCCCAUCAGCUUUGAGAAAGGCUGCAACGUCGGACAGGAACUAAUACCAGGGACGCAUUUCCGCGCAUCUUUCAUCCUCGAUAGCAACUCACGAAACUUCGAAGGUCUCUCAUGGUUUGCUUGUUUAAUCGCAGAAAUGCGCGAGGGAGUGGCUCGUGGCACAGAGAUUGUGGAUGGAGAAACCGGGAAGAAAGUGGGGUCAGUGAUCACAGCUCUUGGCUCGCGAGGAUUGGCGAUGGUGAGACUGGAGGCGGCAGCUAAAGACAGACUGAAGCUCCAGAGCGUGGACGGUGGCUGCGGCGCUUCCGUGAAGCCCAUUCGCCCCAAAUGGUGGCCCAGUCAAUGGGGCACUGUUGAGUGAUCAUACGGUCGGGUGACGUGUCAAAUUCCUAGGAAUAUCCCCAUCAUUUAGGGUUUAUAACAUGGAGAGCUUAAAUUU